Molecule: messenger RNA, 3477 nt
Organism: Dreissena polymorpha
Lineage: Eukaryota; Metazoa; Mollusca; Bivalvia; Myida; Dreissenidae
Product: sorting nexin-13-like
Exons: 25
Coding region: 115-2925 (936 amino acids)
Cellular component (GO): early endosome
Molecular function (GO): phosphatidylinositol binding
Source: RefSeq, a predicted model, not a curated record
CAGCUUUUCAAUAUGGCAGACGAUGGGUGAUUUCUGUGUUGUUAUUGUUUAGUAAUGGUUAAUUUCUCCACAUAACAAUGUAAUAAUUGCUAAAUUUCUGAUUAAUUAAGAAAGAUGUGGCCAGGUCACACUCGCUGGAUAGUUCUUGCUUGUUUGCUCUUCUUGGCUACCUUCGGAGCGUAUGGAGUGUCUCUUGUAUUGUACAUCGUUCUGGGUAUUGGAGGGAUUGUGGGCGUGGCAGUGUAUUAUGGCAGUGUGGAGUCUUCUAGUCAGUUGGAGUCGGAGAUUGACAUGCCGCUGUCCUCACCAGGCAUCAAAGCAGUUCAAAAACUCAUGGGUGGCUCAGUGAAAAUCAAAAGAUUUGAUAAAAGAAUAACAGGUUCAAGUGUUAUAGAUGAAGUUCUUCAGUCGGUGCUAGAGUAUACAGCCAGGGAUUACAUCAAGAACUGGUACAGGGAAGUCAGCGAUGACGACUACUUCUUGAUGCAGAUACAACAGUGUGUUCAAAAAGUGUUCAUUACAUUUUCACAGAGGUCCAAAGAUGUGGACUGGAUGCCAUAUUUUACACAGAGGAUGGUGGAUGACUUCGCCUCCCAUAUACGACUGUACACCCGAGCACUGGAGAAAUCAAAAGUUGCUAAUAAAGAUGAAAGAGCUCCCUUAUUGGAGCAGAACUUUUUUGACCUGGAAAUCGAAAUGGAAGGUGACAUCUGUAGAGAUUUAGUGUCCCUCUCUCCCCAAGAUGAAAGACAAUAUCUUCAAGAUCUCACAGAUGUGUUGUUAUUCCUUUUUCUACCGAUAGAGGACUAUAAUAAUAAGCCAUUUCGCUAUAUUAUACGUGAAGUAGUUGUCAACGGUAUCUUCAUUCCCACCAUUGAUCUUCUGUCUGACACAGACUACAUCAACUCAUACAUCGCAUUCAUGUGCCGAGAAGGGUCGUUUACUAAUGAGAUGUUUAUGUCUGUGAUAAAGACGACAGAUAGCAUCCCCGAGCUGGACUCUGUGAUAGAAAUUCUCGACUGUGAUAUCGCCAAGUGGCGCUCAAAGGAUACCGGUGGUAGUGAUGAUGUACAAAUAAAGCAAAACCUCAACAGCCUGCUGUUCGUAAAGAACCUGUGCGAAGAAAAGAUCAAACGGUUACGUCAGGGAAUCGAUGAUACAGAGUUUGCCCCGGAUGUUCCAGAGCACAUGCGUUCAGGGGCGACACAGUUUGUCCUCAGCUUAGAAGACAUUAUUAACAAUAACAAAGCCCUGGAGGCCUUUAUAGAGUUUAUGGGCCUUGCUGGGGGUCAGCAACUGCUAUUCUUCUACCUUAACAUCGAGGGCUUUAGGGCAGCUGCAGAACAACAGCUCAAGGAGGCCGGUAACCAUGGGAAUGGAGACGGUUACGACCUAGAGCCACUGCGGAAUCAAGUGAACAUCAUUUACAAUCAGUAUUUGUCUGAAAAGGCAUCAUCACGGGUUAGGAUAGAGCCAGACAUCUUGAAAAGAUGUGCAGCAAAAAUAAAAAAUAAGCAGAUGAAGGCGGACAUCUUUGAUGAAGUGCAAGCAAGGGUGUACCAGAUGCUACACGGAGAGCAGUAUUAUGAGGCGUUCAUACAGAGUGCGGCCUACGUGAAGGUCUUGGACGACUUGGGCUUCAACAGCAUGGACUCCAUCAGCAUUGAGGACUCCCUAGCCAUGAGUUCUUCUGAUGUUAAUGAAGACUAUGGUGAGAAUUCCAGCAAUCCAUCAUCACUGUGCAAUAACUCCCACCGGUCUGGUUCACCAUACAAAGGCAACAAUAUACUGGAAGUGUACUCCAUAUCCGCCAUGAUCUCAAUGACAGGUAUAAUCAGAGAGUCAGAGAAGACUGGUAAAUCGUACGCGGUAUUCUCAAUCCGGGUCACCAGACGAAGCUCCGAGGGGGAGGAGAUAUGGGACGUGUAUCGACGCUACAGCGACUUCCACGAUCUACAAAUGAUCAUGUCAGAAAAGUUGCCUCAUUUCCAUGGACCAUCUUUGCCACCAAAAUCGUUGUUAAGAAAUAACACUGACGAGUUUUUGGAAAAACGAAGAAAAGCUCUGGAUACAUAUUUACAGGGCCUGCUAUCUGCAGAGGUGUGGGAGAAGCAUCCUGGCGUUCAGCAGUUUGUGAUGAAGUUUCUAGCGCCCGGUAUUUGGGAGAGACACAAGAGUGAAUUGGCGCGGAAAAUGGACACCAUAGUCAACCCUCUUAAGACUGUCGGAAACGCAGUGAAAACCAUCUCUAACGAUGGGGUGUCGAAACUUAGAGGUGACUCAUUCAGCAGGAGUUCAGGAUCAGCAGCACAAGGGACCAAAGUUGGGGCUGGGUUGGAUCCAGAGUUAAAUGAGAACAUUCCACUGCGUAUCAUGCUGCUACUGAUGGACGAGGUGUUUGACCUUCGACACAAAAAUCAGUGGCUGCGACGGCAGAUUGCGAGAGUGUUGAAGCAACUCAUUAAAGCCAUCCUGGGGGACCGUAUGAACAAGAAGAUUGUUGAACAUGUAGACUUCAUGACCUCAGCGGAACAAGUAGCAGAAUACAUCAAGGCCUUUCGGGACACUUUUUGGCCAGAGGGUGUGCUGGCUGAGCCACGAGCAGCACGGGACAACAACAUCAAAAUGAGGACCAGGGUGGUCUGUAAGGCCAAAAUGCUUGGCAGUAUCCCAGAUGAACUUCGUCAUUUUCUCGGCAGCGAUACAGUACGGAUAGGAACCAGUCGAGUGUUCGACAUGUUUCAGUAUCGCAGUCUGAACAGACGUCUUGUAUAUGUAAUCCUUGAGGGCGUCAUUGAAACACUUUUUCCUGAAAACCGCUUCAAGGAACUGUUCCGAAAAAUGCAUUCACAGUCUGCUCGUUUGAAAGCAAGAAAAAAUGGAGAUCCAGUGAAAACCGCAACUGUUGGCAAGAAAACUUCCUGAUGUUAGUGUUUGUUUAUCUGUGUGUGCUAUGUAUCUAUUUAUUUAUUUAUUUUAUGAACAGGUUUAAGAUUUGAAACUGUAUUUGAAUUGUAUUUCAAAAUGGCAUUAAUUUUGUUGUUUGUGUACUUUUAAAUAAUCAACAAAUGCCAGGUUGUAGAUUUAACAUAAUUUCCGAUGUACAGAAAUAUUGUAACCAUUUUACUGAUGUAUUCAAACAGUAAGUAAUCUGAGAUUAUAUGUGUAAACUUUACAUUUAACAAGGUGUGUUCUUACUUUCUUGGCUGGAUAUUUAUGUUGAGUAUGUAUUUAUUCAUGAAUCAGUUUGAAACCUGGAGGAAACCUGCAGUUAAGCAUUCAGGCACCAAGAAAAUAUACUUCUCAACAGAGACACAGCACUCCAAUCAUCAUUACCCAAACCCCCAUAUACAAUAAACACAUCUUAACAUUACAUUAAAAAAGAUAUUUGUAAAUUGUAUUUUGACCAACUUUUGUUAAUGCUGGAAAUUUAAGUUUUAUGAAUGUAUGAAUAAAUGAAUAAAAUGUAUUUUUGAA